Molecule: messenger RNA, 1329 nt
Organism: Pocillopora verrucosa
Lineage: Eukaryota; Metazoa; Cnidaria; Anthozoa; Scleractinia; Pocilloporidae
Source: RefSeq, a predicted model, not a curated record
AUGGGGAAUAGUUCUAGCGAGGAGACUCGCUACACUUAUACGGAUAACACGAACGAAGAAAGGCGAAGAGCAGAGGAGACAGAGGCAAGACGGCUGGAGAAUGAACGAGAGCAACGCGAAAAAGAAGAGAGAGAACGUAUAGAAAAAGAAAAGCAACAGGAGGAAGAGAGGCACAGAGAGAAACUCAGGCGACAGCGACAAAAGGAAAGAGAGGAAGAAGAAAAGAGAAGAAAAGAGGACGAACGGAAAAGGCGGGAUUUGGAGGCCGAACUUUGCCGACUUCGGUUUCAGUUGCAAAUGUACCAAUUUGGUGACAAGAUUAAACUGGAUAGUUUCCUAGGACUGGAAAUUGAUGAUGUAACCCAGCUCAGGAUCGGUGUGUUUGGCCCCGCCGGUUCAGGGAAGAGUUCCUUCAUCAACACAGUUGAACGAGUGGUGAGGCAAACAGAUAAGGGUACCGUCCCAUGCCAUCACGGAGGAAGUGAGGGAACCAUUAUACUCCAGGACUACCUGCCAGAGUUAUUCUUUCACUUGGUGGACACCCGGUGUUUCCUCAAUUUCAACUCUGAUGAGAUGAUCAUGUUUCAAAAUGUUCUGAGCGGGAAAGUUCAGCCUGGUGAAAUCAUCGCUCGCGAUAGAACAGAUCAAGUUAGCAAACAAGAAAUGCAUCGAUGCCCAAACUUUGGACAAAGACUGCAUGGCGCUAUUGUUGUUUUAAAAGCCAAGGACCCAAGACUGAACGACGGGGCUAUGAGGGACUACUUGAACCCAAUUCGAAGUAUCCUGUGUAAAAGUGGUAUUGCACCAAUCACUGUGGUUACUCGCUGCGACCAACUGAAAAGUGAAAAAGAGAAGGAGAAGACUUGGGAGAAUGCAUAUCUAGCCACCAAUAGCUCGCCAAGUCAUACAUUCUUGACGUGGAACUACACAGAAGACAACAGUGAACGAAACCCGGAAAUAGAGCGAAUAAUAUUCGACAUCUUGCACUAUACUCUGAUUACAGCAGAAAGAGCUGUGAGGCAAAUGAAGAAUCAGGAGAGAAACAAAAGGGAAGAUGAAAUGAUGAAGGCGCUGAAGGGCAUGUCAGUCAGUAGACAAGUGGCACCCGACUCUCCCGACGCUUUAGUAGAAGUGUUCCUACGCUUUCUCCAAAAGGAAUACAGGUGGAGCACAACUAACAUUGAAAGGAUAUCGAACCAGUUAGUCAAAGAUGACGUAACAACUGUAAAUUUGCUUGCAAAGUGUUGGAGUCAUGUUCAACACUGCUUUCCCGGUGGCAUGAGCAGAAUAAUGGAGAAAGAGCUGAGAAAACGAGGGAUGCUAACUUAA